AUGAGCUUAAUCAGAGCUGAAUCUAAAUUAGUACAAAAUCGAGGCUUUCAAAAAAUUGAUAAUAGUGAUCAAGACGAAAUUGAUAAUAGUGGCCAAGACGAAAUGGAUGAUAGUGGUCAAGAUGAGCAAGGCAACACUCAUAAUUAUGAAACAGAAUCAACUAUGAAAACAACAUCCGAAUCUACAAAUUCGUUAGACAAUAAUACUAAAGAAAUAUUGCAAUGGUUGAAAAUUCAGUUUGAUCAGAGCAGACAGAACGAUAAUAACAAUCUUGGUUAUUCAGAACUGGACUAUGGAGACUGUUUCUCUUACAUAAAUGCGUCAAUGUUAGAAGCGUUUCAUGCCCUUGAAUCUGAUAACCAUUUACGUUUUAUGUUUAACGAAAAGUUUAAGAAGAGUUGCAAUGAUCCAUGUGCGAAUUUUACUCAACAAAUAAAAAACAUUUCUCAGCCUAUUUCUCGACCAACAUGUGACUCUAUUGUUAUAAUUAGUGUUAAUGCCAAAUAUAAAUAUGAGGAAAACUGUCAUCAACAACUACAUGUCAAUGUAAAUAAACCACAUUUUAUUGGGAAUAAAUUAUACUGGUGUUUAUUCAUAAAAAGUUCAGAACUAAGCAAAAGCAUCGACAAAAGAAAUAUUCAGAAGCACGACACUAGUGAUAACAAGAAGCUUGAAGGAAAACUCGUAUUACCACAUAGAGGUAAUCGGUUUCACACUAAAUGGUCGUCAUUAGCCAAUAAUUGUUUAUCGCCUGAUAUACGACUCGAUAAUAAAUUUUUCUGCGAAAUAACUGCCAGCGAUAUCAUACCGGAAUCAAAAGGCAUCAGCGAUUUCGAUGACUUAACACAGCAAUUGUUUUUAGCUGAAAUAAUAGAAAAUAUUAUUGAUUAUGACCGUGUGGUUAAUCAUAACCGCAUUCAACAUUGUGAUCCAUUGUCAUUCUUCUAUGGGCAUCGACGUUAUUUGGCUUGUGUUGAAAAAUUAUUGGCGAAAAAAUCUCUUCCCCUACCAAUCUGGUCUCCCGAAAUUCAACGGAAAAUUCCAUUUGUAUUGCAAGGAGUAAAAUUUUCACCCCAUGCUUGUCUCUCAUCUGCAUUGUGCAUUGAUGGGUGGUUGGAUGUACCAUUUGCUCAAACCGAAAUUAAUGUCAGCCUACCUAUUGAGCUAAACGCGAAUAACAUAUGUAAACAAGAUCUUUACACUUUACAUAAAAAGACAUUGGAAUAUCAUGGUAAUCUUCAUAAUGCAAUUGGUGGCGUAUUUAAAAGUUUCGAUUCACCUGCAUCACCUCUAUUUUUUGCUUUGCAUAAUUAUAUAGAUAAAAAAAUUUUCAAAACAUGGGAACAGUGUUCUAAUGAUAAUGUAUUAUUUAUGACAAGACUUUGGUCGUAA
Molecule: messenger RNA, 1392 nt
Organism: Rotaria sp. Silwood2
Lineage: Eukaryota; Metazoa; Rotifera; Eurotatoria; Philodinida; Philodinidae
Source: the annotation of a GenBank genome assembly